GCGGCUGCAUGAGCGCGUGCGCACGGCCGUUGAAGGGGUGGCGCGAGCGGAGAGUGGCCUGCUCUUUGCAAUGGCGGCGCCUGCGGCCUGGAUCUCGGUGCUGCUGCUCCUCCUCCUCCCGCUGCUGCUGCUGUUGAGCGGCCCUGCCGCCGGGGAGGAGAAUCGGCCCAAGGCCGGCCCGAAGAAGAAAAAGGACAUCCGCGAUUACAACGAUGCCGACAUGGCGCGGUUGCUGGAGGAGUGGGAGAAAGACGAUGAUAUAGAAGAAGGGGACCUACCAGAACACAAGAGAGCUUCGCCACCAAUAGACUUUUCCAAAAUUGAUCCCAGCAAUCCUGAAAACCUGCUGAAGGUAACCAAGAAAGGCAAGACCUUAAUGAUAUUUGUAACAGUGUCUGGGAAUCCCACUGAAAAGGACACUGAAGAGAUUACCAGUCUUUGGCAAGGCAGCCUGUACAAUGCAAAUUAUGAUGUUCAGCGGUUUGUUGUUGGUUCUGAUCGUGCCAUAUUUAUGCUACGUGAUGGAAGCUAUGCUUGGGAGAUUAAAGACUUCCUGAUAAAUCAGGAGCGCUGUGCAGAUGUUACUGUUGAAGGACAGACAUACCCCGGAAAAGCAGCAGAGAAAAAGAAGAAUGAAAUCAAGCCUGAUAAGAAAAAAGAUGCAGCAGUUUCUCAGAAAGGCAAUCGAGCAAAUAAAAAUGAACUAUGACAUAGUUGAAUUAGAACAUAUUCAAAAUGAAUAGAAGAAAUUAUUUUUUUGUAUUAGUUGGUCUUUUGAUGUUGAGAAUUAUUAUGGAACUACUGUUGAAUCAGUGGUGCUGGUUUUUACAGUUCACCAAGUCUUUAGGUGAUGAAACUGCAGUGUGAACUUCACCUCACAGUGAUUCCAAAUAUACAGGCAUUUCAUUGUUUGAUUGCAAGUUGCAACCUUUUAAAAAGGCAAGAAUGGAAUUGCCACUGUACAAUUGUUAACAUAAGUCACAUUUGCUUCCAGUAUCUUUUAUCACAGCAUUAAAUAAGGUUUCUCUUCAUUUUGUACGAAUUGACACUUGACUUAAUACAAUUUUCUUCUGUGAUUUAGGUACUAUUUUGAAACUGUUAUUUUUUGAGCAGAGUUGUGGUUUCUAAAUUCAACAUGAAAUUCUGAAAAAUGCAGCAAGCAUAUGGUCAAUAUUGCAGUGUUAUGUAUUAAUUUCAGGAUAUUUCUGACAAUACUUGGGCAAGUUCUGUACUCUGUUUAAAUGUCUUCACUGUAAUAUCAGCCUUUUGUCUUUACUCAUCUGAUUCUCUCCUGUAGCCAUGGUAUAUUUGUCUAUUUUCUGCUGGCAGCAACAAAGCAAUUCAAUUAUCAGUGAUUUCAGUUUUUUUCGAAGAAAAGCACUCAAAUUUCGAUACCACUUUUGCCUAAACUGUAGAACUGUUUAAUUUUUUUUGUAGACAGAAGUUCCAACUCAACCUUGUGUGUUUGUAUAAUUGUUAUUCAGUUGCUGUAGAAAGUUGUUCAGAGCUUUAAGAAUGUUGUCUGACAUCUUCCUGCUUGCACUGUACCAGCUUUUACAAUGCUGUUGCUUUUACAAUGAGUUAGACGAUCAUUGUACUGAAAUUUACUGAUAAAAUCUCACUUGCUCAAA
Hemiscyllium ocellatum (epaulette shark) is the source of this 1631-nucleotide messenger RNA. It is a transcript of the gene mesd, whose product is annotated as mesoderm development LRP chaperone. The record is from RefSeq and is a predicted model, not a curated record. Gene Ontology annotation, biological process: protein folding. Lineage: Eukaryota; Metazoa; Chordata; Chondrichthyes; Orectolobiformes; Hemiscylliidae. The coding region runs from base 71 to 709 and encodes 212 amino acids. The transcript is spliced from 3 exons.